AUGUCGGAUCCGCUCCUCGAAAGAAGCCCCGACGGAAUCGCUUACAUCAUUGGUGGCACAUCCAAUCCAGCCACCCUUCUAGAUUUCGACGGAGUUCGAGUACUUGAAGGCGGAACUUUCAGCAAUGAUAUUGAGCGCGUAGCCAACUGCAAUGAGAUUACCGCCAUCAUUCUCUCAGCCCCAACGGUCGAAAGUCUCAGUUCCACUUCAAGAUUGUUCAAACAGGACGAAACAAUCGCUGUUCUAUCUAACACUGGACCACUGAAAGAUGUAGCACAAGGAGGUAGUGGAGAAGUGUUCAAGAUGAUCCAGGAUGUCACCUCAAAGUUUCUGUCGAAGAUGCCAGUUUUCGAUCCUAAGUAUCCAGCUCACAUUAUAUAUCAAUGUGUCAAAAAAGGGACGCUUUCAUUGUACGUUUUGGCUGGAACAAAGCGAGAAGGCGAAGCUAUCGCCAAAGCUUUGUCUUCUGGAAAAGAAGAAGACGUGGAAAGGGUCGCUUCGGAAUGCGGGACAAUUGCUGUGUUAAUGUGGAGACCAGUCUUGGCCGACAAAGCUGUAGUCCGAGUUCUUAUAUCAGGAUCAUGUUCACAUCUUCGCAUUCAAGAAUCUCUCGACAAAGCAGCGAAGUUCCUUCCAUUUCUGAAUGCACCGAUUGUGAAGUCCAUAGAUGUGCUCAAAGAUAUUCUUGCUCCAACAACGGCGCGAAGUUCUAUUCCACCUGUCGGAAAACCUCCUCAUGCAUCGAGGUCCAUUGCACCAGUUCCUGCAGCUCGUCAGAGGAUCAUGACUGCGGCUGCAGUCAGAACGUCUCGUCAAGGAUUUCCAAAGACGACGGUCGCACCAGCUCGAGCGCUGAAAGCUCCAUUGUCAUUCAGAGCUCCAGCUAAAGGACAGAAACCGCCUCUCCCAGGAAAAGCGCCCGUUUCGGCUACAACAAGCUCCAGCUCCACCCAGUCUCGUCCGAAUUCUGCUCAAGGAAAUGUAUCAGCUCCUAAACAGUCCUCGGUAGCGCAUCCGAAAAAGUCUGAACAAGCUAAACCAUGGGCGAUUGUGUCGAAGAAGUCUUCCAAUACAGUGAUUGUUCCGAAAGCUGUGCUGAAAGCUCAAGUUCAAAAAGCUCCGGUUUCGACAGCUCCAGUUUCAGAAACUCCUGUUCAGACAGUGACAGUCCUAGAAAAGGUGAAAACUGAAGUUGAAUCGACUCCUGUAAAGUCACAGCGGGUAACUUCUCUUCAACAAUCUGGAAACAACACAAUAGUGCUCUCUGAUUCACCUGUAAACAACACAAUCGUGAUAGGUGAUUCAGACGACGACACAGUUUGCACACUGCAGCUCGGUGAAAGCACCGCAGAAAUCACCGUGGAUGAUGAUGAUUCUAAAAUCAUUAAAUCGUUUUCGAAAAAUCUCGCUGUUGUGAAUCUGGAUGAUACUGAAGAGGAAUCGGAGACGAUGAAACCUGUCACGAUUGCAAAUGAACCACAACUGGAAAGCUGUCAGACUACGCCUCAUGUUGAAUCAGACAUGACAAAACUGUCUGGAGAAUUGAACAACUUGAACAUCGGAAAUCAAUUGAGCGAGAUGGCUAACGUUUUGAGCCAGGAAGUUAUCAGCGCUGCUUUGCCGAUAGCAAUUCGUCAAAGAAUGAAAGACAGCCUCCAGAAGCUUGAUCUCGAUGAAUCAUCAAUUGAAUACAUCCAGAAACUGAGCAGCGAUUUAGUGGAAGAAGCCAAACAGGCGGCAGUGAAAAUGGUGGAUCUGAAGAAACUUUCCGACGGGCUCCAGACAUUGCAUCUCAGCAACGAUACGAUUGAGAUGAUCAAAGAUCUGGCCAACAUCGCUAUAGAAGAGGCUCUGAAAUCGUUCACUCCAGUUGAACAUCGAGAAGCUGGUCUGAAGUCGAAUACGCUCGGGAUCAUCGACGACAUUGCCACUGAAGCAGUGAACGAUGCAUUGAAGUCGUUCACAAAUACAGCUUGUAGUCCAAAUGCAAUCUCAUCAGAGGAUCAAUCGAAACAAGGAAACGAAAGUCUUCCCGAUGAUUCGAAACUCUCGGGUGAUUGGAGUAUGACUUCAAGUGAUCAGGCAUUUGUUGAGCCUAACAAAACAGUGAAUACACCGCAAAGAAGUGAAGAGCAAAGCCAAGGUUCCACUCCUACUCCAGAUAUUGCGAAAGAAGUUCUCCAUAUGCCACCAGGAAGAGGAAACCCGAUCGGACUCAAGAAUGGAAGAUUCGCUCGUCCCUACUACUUCGAUCUGGUUAAGGUACCACGCGGAGAUAAGACUGUGACAGAUGCGCACCUCCAAGAGUUUAUGUCGAAGGUCCGAUCGAGAAAGAUCAUAUUGCCAGCGGAUAACAUUUCUGAGGCACAGCUUCAAGCGGUCAUCCGUGGGAAGCAGACGUGGUGUGAAGACUGUCAUCCGUGUACAAUCAUCCCAACACAUGGAACAGAGAUAUUGACGGACUUUCUCGAGAAGAACCAAAAGCAGAUUGCUACAAUUCAUCUCACAUUCGAAACUCCUUUGAAGAGAAUCGAAGGCCCCCAAGACCAGAUCAUGAAAAUCUCCUUUGAUAAAAUUCAUUCUAACCUUUCUAGAAUUAUCCUGUAA
This is a messenger RNA of Caenorhabditis briggsae, 2607 nucleotides long. The record is from RefSeq and is a predicted model, not a curated record. The transcript is spliced from 6 exons. Gene Ontology annotation, cellular component: neuronal cell body; synapse; microtubule. Gene Ontology annotation, molecular function: microtubule binding; actin binding. Bases 1 to 2607 code for a protein of 868 amino acids. Gene Ontology annotation, biological process: regulation of microtubule depolymerization; dendrite development; microtubule cytoskeleton organization. Lineage: Eukaryota; Metazoa; Nematoda; Chromadorea; Rhabditida; Rhabditidae.